ACUGAUUAUUGGGAAGAGGGGCGGACAAGAGGGGUGCAUAUCUUAUCUCUGUACACCUUUACGCCCUCUUUUUUAUGCACCAACUUGAUCCAUUUUUCAUUUACCCACUAGUCCCACUAUUCUUGUCAACCUCACGUGAACCCAUCCUCUUCCUCUUACUUUUGCAACUUCAACCAACUUUCUUCCUUCUCUCUCUUGUAUAAUUAGCUGUCUACUCUAUGUAUAUAUAAAUGAAAAACUGAGACAUUUCUAGCCAUAACAAAAGAGCCCCAUUAGCGACCACUCUUACAGUUUACGACAUAAGAAUCAUCAGCUCUUCUUUCAUUUCAGAUCAAAAUCUAACAACACUUGGCCAAAAAAAAAAUGCCUCCUAGUUCUCCAGAUUCAUCUGUUUUACUCCAAAGAAUAAGCUCCAACACUACUCCUGAUUUUGCCUGUAAACAAUCUCAGCAAUUACAAAGGCGUACUAUGCCGAUACCUAGUACGACACAAGUCCCAGAUUCCGUUGUCCGAUUCCAUACUCACCCGGUGGGUCCCAACCAGUGCUGCUCCGCCGUGAUCCAGCGGAUUUCCGCCCCCGUCUCCACCGUAUGGUCAGUGGUCCGCCGUUUCGACAACCCUCAAGCAUACAAGCACUUUGUCAAGAGCUGCCACGUCAUCGUAGGGGAUGGUGACGUCGGCACUCUCCGCGAGGUCCGAGUGAUCUCGGGCCUUCCAGCUGCGUCCAGCACGGAAAGACUCGAGAUCCUCGACGACGAGCGACAUGUCAUUAGCUUUAGCGUAGUCGGUGGAGACCACCGACUCGCGAAUUACCGUUCCGUCACCACACUCCACCCGGAACUGUCUGGUGACGGGACGACCAUCGUCGUUGAAUCCUACGUUGUUGAUGUACCACCUGGUAAUACUAGAGAUGAAACGUGUGUUUUCGUUGAUACCAUCGUCAAAUGCAACCUCACAUCGUUAUCGCAGAUCGCAGUAAACUUGAACAGAAGAAAAGAUUCUUGAAAUAUAGAAUAUAUUUACAAAACUGAUCGAUGAUGCUUUUGAUGAUGAUUCAUUUAAGCGAUGAUUUUUAUUGGGGGUUGCAAUGGUCUGAAAAUCGUUGCACCUUUUCAGAUCAUGUGCUUAUUAUAAUCUCCUGGUUGUCAUCACUUGUUGAAGAUAAGUUCUUGGUUACGGAAUUAAUUUCAUUCUCUUUAAUUAUAUCAAGUACUUGCUUCUUUUUUUGCCUCAUUGCUCUAUGUUUAACUUUAUCUGUGUAUUUGUGAAAAAUAAAAAGGAUUCAGAGGGCAAAAUUUUCUCAAAUGCUGGUGUUUCAUUACUUUAUCUUCAUGUAGUUUAUUCUUUAUUGGAAACAUAUGGAUCUUCUUUCUAGUGUU
Messenger RNA from Nicotiana attenuata, 1379 nucleotides. RefSeq names its product abscisic acid receptor PYL4-like. The transcript has a single exon. The coding region runs from base 364 to 1005 and encodes 213 amino acids. Gene Ontology annotation, molecular function: signaling receptor activity; protein phosphatase inhibitor activity; abscisic acid binding. The record is from RefSeq and is a predicted model, not a curated record. Gene Ontology annotation, biological process: abscisic acid-activated signaling pathway. Gene Ontology annotation, cellular component: nucleus; cytoplasm. Lineage: Eukaryota; Viridiplantae; Streptophyta; Magnoliopsida; Solanales; Solanaceae.